AAACCAAACGCAUACUUCAUUAAACCAAAGGUCAAACCGGUUAAUCGCCAAUCUGUGAGGCACGCGAGUCACAACCAUCCCCGUGUCUUUAAAGCCAAAGAAGAGGAUGAGACCGCAUGCUCUGGCUGCGAGCUAGAGCUGACCGGGCAAGCUUUCAAGUGUAUAAAGUCAGAGUGCGAUUACUUCUUGCACAAGUCAUGUUUCGACCUACCUAAUGAGACCAAUCACAAGUCUCACCAGGACCACCCUCUGACCUUGCUUCAUUCCCCACCAGAUGAUCGGUCUGUUUACACGUGUGACGCGUGUGACCAAUACGGAUCUGGAUUCACUUACCAUUUCUCAAACUGCAACUACAAUCUUCAUGUGGGAUGUGCGUUUAUCCCUGAAACCGUAGAUCGUGAAGAUCAUGAACAUCCACUCACUCUUCUUUAUUGCACACCGUGUAAAGGUCGUGAAGACACGAUCUUCACUUGCAGCGUUUGUGAUGAAACUAUUUCAGAAGAUCUAUGGAUGUAUUACUGUAAGGAAUGUGACUAUGGAACACAUGUACAUUCAUGUGCGGCAUAUGAAGAUCAAGAAUCAAAUGAAGAGGAAGAAGAAGAAGAAGACGAAGAAGGAGAAGCGAGUUCUCCAGCUUCUAGGAUAAAGUCUUUGAUGAAGGCGCAAGACGAGAUGGCGGCUAUGCAGCUAGAGGCACGUAUUGCGAAUGAUGCGAGGAAUGCUGCGCUUGAUCUUUGGGAUGAACCAAAACGUAGAUACUAUUGGUGAUCAAGAGAAGGGAGGAGUAUAUUUAUGAAGAUGUGUGAUUGUUUUUUUCUUUGUGAAAUAUUGUUUCCAAAAUAAAGAAACAAUAUAGAUAUAUACUCUUUCUUGUAACGGGUUCUUGUUUAUUUGUGUGGUUUUAUAAUAAUUUUUUUUUUUUUUUAUAAACCCUAUCGGGCUGAUCCGGUCGGUCUCGGUAGGAACGCACUGAGGUGUUACAGAGUGGACUUCUCCCGAUCCAGGUAGAAUUGGGCCACCACACUGCCUGAUCCGAGUUUGGAAUACCUUCCGACUAAUGCCAAGGGGGUAGUCAGGCCGCCUGCAUUUUUGACUACCAGGUAAACCAAUUAGGCCUUGACAGACUUCCCAAACAAAUGUGUUUUUGUUUCCAGGGAGAAUCGAACUCGGGUCUGGGAGUUUCACCCUUCAUCAAAGCUUCCUUUGCCACUAGACCACAAGGACUUGGGCUAAUAAUUUCUUUGUAUGUUGUUUAUUUUGCAUAUGAAGAAGAAAAAAACGUAAGCUGAUUUAAAGAAUUUUUUCUUAUAUUUUGUCUAUCGUAAGGUUUAGGUGAUUAGGUUACAUUUCAAAUCGAACAAAUAUAUUGGAACCUUUAAUUAUCUUGAGAUGUUGUUUAAACACUUUGACUCUUUUCCGUCGAAUGGUAAUGUGAUUAAUCUUUAAGCCUUAAAAGCCUUUAUGAUCGUGUGAGCGAUGCGUUAAGUUUAAUAAAUAUUGAAUGGUAAUACUUUUUUUUUCAGU
Molecule: messenger RNA, 1524 nt
Organism: Arabidopsis lyrata subsp. lyrata
Lineage: Eukaryota; Viridiplantae; Streptophyta; Magnoliopsida; Brassicales; Brassicaceae
Source: RefSeq, a predicted model, not a curated record